GGCGUCAGGUGAUUCAGUGCCAGCCACUACUCUCGCUAUUCCUCGGAGUGGAUAAAUAACUCGCUGGUCUCUCAACCCGGAUGCUGAGUCAAAACUAUUGAUGAUUUUGCCCAGUGAGCAGCGCUGUGGGCAGAGCAAGGGGGCGGAAAUAUUCCAGUACCCUUGAAGCGGACAGCUGCCACCGGAUCUACACUCUGCUGACCAGCGGGCUCAGCAUCCGAGCCGGGACGGCAGGUGGAUCAUAAUUCAUACCAAACACAGGGGAGGGUGUGAUCGCCACACUGAAGGCAAACACGUCUCCUGCUCCUGCAAGAUCGUGACCACUUGCACGCCACUGAGGAGGUAGUGAAAGGGUGAGAAAGAGAGUGGAAGAAAGAGAAAGGGGGGAGGAGAGAGGAGCAUCACUACAGAGAGAGAGAUGGCGGAGUGCGGGCGGAAGGCGCUGUCUCUCCUGGAAGCGGCCCGCUCCCGGUACGAGAGCCUGCAGAUAUCCGACGACGUGUUCGGCGAGUCCGGGGACGACAGCAGCGACAAUCCCUUCUACAGCACCUCCGGAGACUCCGACUCUGAUAACUACAUAGCCGAGGUAGGUGAGGAGGAUCAGCAGCAGCAGCAACAGCCACCGCAGCAGCAGCACCACCACCACCAUCACCACCAGAAACGAGGCGAUAAGGAGAGUGGACACAGUGGGGGGACAGGAGGUGGCAGCGCAGCAGGACCCCCCGGCUCCCUAUCCCGUAGUCAGGCAGAGGAGGAGGGCUGGACGGAGACUCUGCAGGAUGUCACGGUCCCGCCGUACAAUGAUACAUACGGACCUGCUCAAAAGAUGCCGGCCACAGCUACAGCCUUGGACUUUUUCCAGCUCUUUGUCCCGGACAACUGCAUCCAAAACAUGGUCACUCAGACUAACAUGUACGCCAAGAAGUUUCAGGAGCGGUUCGGCUCAGACGAAGGCUGGCGUCCCGUCACGGCCCAGGAAAUGAAAGCGUUCCUGGGCUUUGUCACCUCCACCAGUGUGCACCGCUGUGAGUCAGUGCUCAGCAUCUGGAGCUCGGGCUUUUUCAGCAACCAAAGCAUCGCCUUGAAGAUGAGUCAGUCGCGUUUUGAGAAGAUCCUCAAGUACUUCCACAUUGUGGCUUUCCGGCCAUCACAAGGAAGCAACCAGGGCCUUUACAAGAUCCAGCCCUUCCUGGACUCGCUGCAGCAGUCCUUCAGCUGCACUUUCAGACCAUCACAAACACAGGUUCUUCAUGAGCCCUUGAUAGAUGAGGACCCAGUGUUCAUCGCCACUUGUACAGAAAGAGAGCUGAGGAAGAGAAAGAAGAGGAAGUUCAGCCUCUGGGUCCGACAGUGCACCUCCACCGGUUUUAUCUGUCAGAUCGCAGUCCAUCUGAAAGACGGCCAGGGUACAGAUGGUCUGGCCACCUUGAAGAACAAACCUCAGCUCCACAGCCUUGUGGCUAAGCAGCUCUGCCAGAACAUUUCCGGAAAAAAUGCCAUCAUCUUCACUGGGCCAUCCAUCACGAGCCUCAGCCUCUUCACAGAAUUCAGCAAACAAGAUAUCUAUUGCUGUGGUUUGCUUAGCACCAGGAAGAGCGACUGUACAGGCUUACCGCAAAGCAUGCUGGUCUGUGGCUCCACACCUGCUCAGCGUGGCCAGUCUCGCAUAAUGAUGAAAGGCAGCAUGUCGUUGAUCAGCUGGUACAACAAAGGACACUUUAGGUUCCUUGCCAAUGCCUAUUCCCCAACAAAAAAAGGGCUGAUCAUUAAGAGGAAAAGUGGGGAGAUCCCGUGUCCUUUGGCUGUUGAGGCCUUUGCGGCACACCUCAGCUACAUCUGCAAAUACGACGACAAGUAUAGCAAGUACUUCAUCUUCCACAAGCCUAACAAGACAUGGCAGCAGGUGUUCUGGUUGAGCAUCAGUAUUGCCAUCAACAAUGCAUACAUCCUAUACAAGAUGUCUGACGCCUACACAGUCAAACGCUACAGUCGAGCGCAGUUUGGAGAGAGACUGGUCAGAGAGCUGCUUGAUCUAGACGACUGCUCCCCCACGCAGUGAGAAAGAGAAGGAGGAGGUUGAUGAAGACAGAAGGAGCUCACAACAAAAACACUUAACACAACCCCCCCCCACACAUACAUUCACGCUCAACCUUACAGACUUUGCAGUCUGUGUCUAUGUGAUAAUACUGAAGCAGUGCCAAGCCAAUUUCUCUCUUCCUAUAGUGGUUUUUGUGGCUCUGUAAAUAUUCAUUAACACACAACUGCAUACUACACAAUAAUCGUGAGCCAUGAGACUCGACUGCAAUCAUUAACCCCGCAGAUUUACUAAGGAUUUGUCAACAGGAGCUUUUUCACAAGCAGAGCUGAAUGAUGGACCAGGAAAAGCAAGAAGAUUUCACUCCUAAAUGAUGUCAGCUUCAAGUUUUAACGAGUUAAAUUAUUUAUACAAGCCUGAAUGAAACUUCUGCACAAAGUGUCCAAACCCCAUAACCGUCAGGCUGAAAGGCUACAUGUAGCUCAAUAUUUACACUCUGCAAAAAACACCUGUAACAAAGUCUUAGUAAACCAGGAAUAAGGUGUGUUCACACGCUGCAUGCGAUAAGAAUCUCGAUUGUGAUGUUUACUUGUUCGGUGUGAAAAUGAUUUCUGCUCCAGGUGAGUUUUGAAAAUUUGUACGUGUGUAUUUAGUAAGUGGAAACUGCCGUUUGUGUGUGCGACAUUGAGCCAGAGGAUGUAAAUGUAUGGCUUUUGUGACCCAGAUGUGUUGUGUUGCUGCAUAUUGUACCUAUGAGAGAAAGACUGUCAGUCGCUAUAAAGCCACACCCAGCAGUGUGCCACAGCUCCACAGCCUCCCAGAAAAGACCAAAAAAAGUCUUUAAAAAGUUCCUGCUUCCAGUUUUUUUUAAUUGUAAUAAGUAAUAUGAAAUAAACGGCAAUAAAGUUAAAGCUAGGAAAACAUUCCUAGGUUUUGUUUUGUUUAUCAAAGAGUUUGCUUCUUGAACUCAGGUUAACUGUGUGUGUAGGUGUUGAUUUUAUUUGACCACAGAAAUUAACAACUCCACAACUGUUACCAAAUAUUACCCAAUCUUGAUUGGUACACAUAUAUAUAUAUAUGUGACCUAUACAAAAGAAGCAAUUAAUAGACUAGUUAAUAAACAGGCAUUCAGGGUCUUUAACAACAACUCUAACAACAAAUGCUGUCACAUCUGCGUCCCGUUUUUGUACCAAGAACACUUUUUUUGGCAGGAAAGUCGUCAUAAUCAUGUGAUUCAUUACACUUUAGUGUACUUAGCUUUGCAAGGAAGAACAUGUUCAAAUCUCCUCGAUUAAAUGAGCCAGUGUUGCUAGGCAAUGAGUAUAAUCUUGGCCAAUGGACAGGGAUUUGGGUAACAUUCCUUGGCAGCGUUUAGGUCCAGAAAGUAAAAACGAAAUCACUGGUGGCUUAUAAAACGUCUUAACAAAACAAAUGUUUGAACAAAUUAUAUAUUAUUAUAUUUUCUCAGUUGUUUUUGGCACAUUUCACCAAACAUUAUUUCUCAGCACAUUUUUGAAAAAUGCACGUCCCAAAAUUUAAAUCUGUCAGUGAAUGACUCUCUGCCCUCACAAAUCACACAACGGUAAACCGAGCUGCUGAAAACGAAUUUUUCAUCAGAAUGACCGACUAGAAGUGUGUUCCUAAUCUUUGUCAUUUCCAAAAGGUUUUUCCCAACUUUACAUAGCACAAUACAAACCAAAAAAAUGUCUCCCUUUGCAGGUUUUGCCUGUUUCUAACAACCUGCUCUAUAAAUGUGUUUUAUAGCGCUCUUACACCUGAAUUACACCUUUAUGCUAACCUGAUCGUGUAUCCCAUCGGUUGAUAUGAGAGGAAUGUGUUAAACCAAACACCAUGAAGCUUCUUACUUUGGAGCGGAAAACUAAAUAUAAAGAAAGCUGACCUGCCUCGAACAAAAAGACACAUACAGUUAAUAACUGUUGAAAAUUCUAGACAAUAGUGAUUAGUCAUCAGGCUAAAUGUGCUAAACGAUUUGCAGUACGCCACCAGUUCACAACAUCCCACGCUAAAGAGUUUAGACACGACAGAAAGAAACUUUCUUAAAGCCCCUGAAAACUUUGUUUCAAACUUUUUUUUCCUAAAGACCAGAAAGCAAAAGUGAGGGAAAUACAGUCUACAUUCAAUACAAAGUAACAGUGAAGAUGCCGUUUGAUUUGUACAACAGAUUGUACUUACAAGACACUUACUUGACUUACUUACAUUGGUGUAAAGGCAUACACGCCGUUACAAAAGACUAACAAGUAAAGUUCAAGCACCACUUUGAUGCUGUUAUACGGGUUCAUUUGCAAACAAAGAAUCAUUCUGUUGUGGACAAAUAACCAAAAUUUGAAAAGGAUUUUAUGUUGUUUCAAUAUGUUCAACUGUCAAUCAGUAAAUGAGCCAAAAUCACCCCCCCCCAGGCUAUAACACUGCUGUCUGUAGCUUUAACAAGGUCAACACUUUAUUGUUGUGCUGGAACAUGUUAUGAAGACUGUAAGUGAAAGGUGUCGGCGCGUGCUUGCCCCAUCAGCAUGGUUCAAAGUGUGUAUUCAUAUACUGGUAUGAUGACAGUCUUUAUGCUGGUAAAGCAAAGUUGCUGAGCGAAUUGGUCCCACCCCCGUCACACUCUUGCACUUUGAGGAGAGCUAUAAAGUCAGCAACACACAUAUUAAAUAAUCAUUUUAGUUUUGAUUUCAAAUUGAAAAAAUAAACGAUUCUCUGCUCUCACAGAUGAAUUUUGUAAAUAUUAGUAGAUACAUGAAAUAGAUUGUAUUAAAAGAAAAUACACCAAUGAUAUAUGAAUGAAAUUUAAUGACUGUAACCAAAACAGAGAAUUCUACUUCCACUGUAGAUUUAGAGAAAGUGCAGUACUGUAUGUCUGUGUAUAUUUUGUUUACAAAUUACUGUGAGUGUAUGUCCAUAAUCACACUCUUACUGACACUCGAGAUUGUGAUUUCUUAUUAAUCUUUUUCACUAAUCCAAAGCAUUGUUGUCACCGUUACUCUUGCCUGUGUGUGUGAGAAAAAGCCACUGAAUGUUGUAGCAUUGUUCACCCCGAAGUAACACUCUGAAUCUUAGCCGGCUCUUCUGUUGUGUCUUUGAUUACAAUAUUUGAUAUCCACAGAUUUGUUGUGUAGUUUGCCAUUCACUUGAAGUGUAUCAUAAUGUCGACACAAAAUACAGACGUAGACAUUGUAGAAGCAGUCUGCCACCGUGCUGCAUUAAAUGGCAACACUCUCCGAGCUGAAACAAUGAAAGUAAAUUGGACCAUUAGAUGGGUUUUGUUUUAAUAACACAAAUUGUGCAUUUUGCAUAAUUUACACAGGAAAUGCAAAGCAACUCUUGCUACUGACGAGCACUUGUGUUUCAUAGAGGGGUUUUUUCUAUUAUGCAAGGGUAAGGACAGAAUUUUUCAUUUUAACUCUUUAGGGAAUGAAGAAUUAAUUUCUAUACAGAUUAAUUAAAAAUCUCCGUUUCCAUUUUAUGCACAUUUUAAAAACAAUAAGAUUCAAUCAUUUGAGGUUUGACUGGAGCUCUUAAUUGUGUCAGCCUGCUCCUAUUUAAAUAAUCAAUUACUGCAGAGAUGUUAAUGCUGAAAAAAAAAAAAGUCCAGCUCUCUAUCAUUAUCCCUGUGCAGUAACUAUCUAAGUGAUUGUUAUGGGUCACUGUGUAUCAACACUACAUCUAUUAGUGUGAGUUUCUGAACACGUUUCAAGACCAUUAAUAGAUGGACAAUAGACUUUUUUUCUAAUAUAUUCGACUUAUCUAGUUUAUGGUUGCAGCGUGGAGUCUGUCUCAGAUGUCAGAGGGUAAAAAAUGAGGUAUAUCCUGGGCAGGUUACCAGUCUAUUGCAAGGUGUUAAUUUUAUCUGUUAAUAAAUAAUAAUAAAACAUCCCAGUCACUCUCAAUAGAUUGCUAUUUUGGAGAAAAAAGUAUGGCUAAGCCCCUUAAAGCUGGAAAUCUUGACAUCUGUUUGGCAUUUAAAGCCUUAAAAAACUACAAACUACAAACAUGUGAGUGUUUUGUGUUUUUUUACUUUUGAAUUAAGUCUGAUAUCUUCCAUUAAUGCUCAUACAUCUAGACAUAAUAUGUAGAAGUGAGAAAACAAGAUGUUAAUGAUAAAGAAGGGAAUACUGUGGAGCCAUUAGGUCAGAAAUAUUUGCCUUUCAUUUGGAUUCGUCAGGAAGAAAAAAUGUUGCCCAAACGUUAACUGCGUGUAAAUUAUUACAAAAAGAUAACGUGAAAUUAGUCAGACUCAUUUCAUGUGUGUUUGUGCGUUAUGUACCGGUUUAUCAUCUCCACACAGUGUCUCACAGAUGUCUGUCGCUAUCUGUGAGACGGAUGUAAUACUGAAGCGUUUUGAUGAGCGAUAGCUUUGGACAUGUUAAAGAUUUCAAGUGACUGACCUCAGGGCUUCAUGACUAAUUGCUGUACUAUAUAUUCACUCACACAAAUAGCAUAUAUACAGUACUUCUAUACCCUUAUCAGGUGCUUUCAAACCACUGUAGAUUUAUUGCUCUAAUCAGGAGCUUUUUUGCAAGAGUUGUACCGCUAUUAUUUCCAGAUAAA
Molecule: messenger RNA, 6601 nt
Organism: Neolamprologus brichardi
Lineage: Eukaryota; Metazoa; Chordata; Actinopteri; Cichliformes; Cichlidae
Gene: pgbd5
Product: piggyBac transposable element derived 5
Biological process (GO): non-replicative DNA transposition
Cellular component (GO): nucleus
Molecular function (GO): transposase activity
Source: RefSeq, a predicted model, not a curated record